UACAAGUCCCACAAUGCCAUUCGCACGAGAGCACUUCCUCUUCCGGACGAACAAGGCGCCUGCUCCUGCCGACGUGUUCUUCCGGUGGCGGAGUGGCGACUUAGGCUGUGCCCGGCAAAAUGGAGCUCGAGGCCAUGAGCAGAUACACCAGCCCAGUGAACCCAGCCGUCUUCCCUCAUCUGACCGUUGUGCUUUUGGCCAUUGGCAUGUUCUUCACCGCCUGGUUCUUCGUCUACGAGGUCACGUCCACCAAGUACACUCGGGACAUCUACAAAGAGCUCCUCAUCUCCUUGGUGGCCUCGCUCUUCAUGGGCUUUGGAGUCCUCUUCCUCCUGCUGUGGGUUGGCAUCUAUGUCUGAGCUCCAAGGGUACCAGCCAGGCGGCUUCCCGGAACCUCCAUUUUUGUAAAAAUGUUUUUCUUUUUUACUGUUGCUGGAAGCGUCCCACCUGCUCUCACAAUAAAAGCAGAUGUGUGACA
Molecule: messenger RNA, 478 nt
Organism: Oryctolagus cuniculus (rabbit)
Lineage: Eukaryota; Metazoa; Chordata; Mammalia; Lagomorpha; Leporidae
Gene: TMEM258
Product: transmembrane protein 258
Cellular component (GO): oligosaccharyltransferase complex
Source: RefSeq, a predicted model, not a curated record